This is a messenger RNA of Brienomyrus brachyistius, 3989 nucleotides long. RefSeq names its product granulin a (gene grna). The record is from RefSeq and is a predicted model, not a curated record. Gene Ontology annotation, cellular component: extracellular region. Bases 148 to 3294 code for a protein of 1048 amino acids. Lineage: Eukaryota; Metazoa; Chordata; Actinopteri; Osteoglossiformes; Mormyridae. The transcript is spliced from 18 exons.
CGAUUCAAACACAGGUUAUGGUCCAUUCGCCAAUCAACAAAGUUAUAAUUAUUUUAUACUGCGAAUGUUCGGGUAUUCGUGUUGAUCAGGUAGUACGAAUUGUUUUAAGUAGCUCUCUGUCCCGGGGGCCGGAGGUUAUAAACAGAGAUGCUGCCAUCAGUGGUGCUCUGCAUGGCCCUGCUGGCCUCGGCGGCUGCCAUGACGUGUCCCGAUGGUAGAGUCACUCAGGAUGGUAGCAGUUGCUGCCUCAGCCCCUCGGGUGUCUAUACCUCUUGUCCUCUGCCUCACGCCGUUUGCUGUGAGGAUCACUUGCACUGCUGCUCCGAGAGCAGCACCUGUGACCUGGAACAUAACAAGUGUGUCAAUGCAACUGAAUCACUAGAGAUGGUCAAGAGGAUUCCUACAAGACUGCUGCCAAAGUCUUCCCAGAUGAUCCCCACUUUCUCAGAAGAUACGAAUUAUAGGACAAUGUGUGCAGACAAGACUCGCUGCCCCACUGCUUACUCUUGUUUGAAGACGGGCGACGCUUUCGGCUGCUGCCGCUUAAAGCAGGGUGUCCCUUGUUCAGAUGGUAAACACUGCUGUCACAAGGGCCACAAAUGUAGUGAGGAUGGAAGGUUCUGCAUCGAACAAAAAGAUAGCAAGCUGUUUGAAAAGACAAGAGAUGUUCCUUGUGAUGAUACCACUGCCUGUCCUGAUAAUGCAACCUGCUGCAAGACAACUACAGGUGGCUGGGCUUGUUGCCCCAUGCCAGAGGCCGUGUGCUGUGAUGACCACGUCCAUUGCUGUCCUCACGGUACCAAGUGCAACCUAGCUAGCAGCACCUGUGAUAACGCUACGAGCUCCAUACCCUGGUUGGAGAAGUUGCCCACCAUAAACAGGCAGUCUGCUAAAGGACAAGAUGUUCCUUGUGAUGAUACCACUGCCUGUCCUGUUAAUGCAACCUGCUGCAAGACAACUACAGGUGGCUGGGCUUGUUGCCUCAUGCCAGAGGCCGUGUGCUGUGAUGACCACGUCCAUUGCUGUCCUCACGGUACCAAGUGCAACCUAGCUAGCAGCACCUGUGAUAACGCUACGAGCUCCAUACCCUGGUUGGAGAAGUUGCCCACCAUAAACAGGCAGUCUGCUAAAGGACAAGAUGUUCCUUGUGAUGAUACCACUGCCUGUCCUGAUAAUGCAACCUGCUGCAAGACAACUACAGGUGGCUGGGCUUGUUGCCCCAUGCCAGAGGCCGUGUGCUGUGAUGACCACGUCCAUUGCUGUCCUCAUGGUACCAAGUGCAACCUAGCUAGCAGCACCUGUGAUAACGCUACGAGCUCCAUACCCUGGUUGGAGAAGUUGCCCACCAUAAACAGGCAGUCUGCUAAAGGACAAGAUGUUCCUUGUGAUGAUACCACUGCCUGUCCUGAUAAUGCAACCUGCUGCAAGACAACUACAGGUGGCUGGGCUUGUUGCCCCAUGCCAGAGGCCGUGUGCUGUGAUGACCACGUCCAUUGCUGUCCUCACGGUACCAAGUGCAACCUAGCUAGCAGCACCUGUGAUAACGCUACGAGCUCCAUACCCUGGUUGGAGAAGUUGCCCACCAUAAACAGGCAGUCUGCUAAAGGACAAGAUGUUCCUUGUGAUGAUACCACUGCCUGUCCUGUUAAUGCAACCUGCUGCAAGACAACUACAGGUGGCUGGGCUUGUUGCCUCAUGCCAGAGGCCGUGUGCUGUGAUGACCACGUCCAUUGCUGUCCUCACGGUACCAAGUGCAACCUAGCUAGCAGCACCUGUGAUAACGCUACGAGCUCCAUACCCUGGUUGGAGAAGUUGCCCACCAUAAACAGGCAGUCUGCUAAAGGACAAGAUGUUCCUUGUGAUGAUACCACUGCCUGUCCUGUUAAUGCAACCUGCUGCAAGACAACUACAGGUGGCUGGGCUUGUUGCCUCAUGCCAGAGGCCGUGUGCUGUGAUGACCACGUCCAUUGCUGUCCUCACGGUACCAAGUGCAACCUAGCUAGCAGCACCUGUGAUAACGCUACGAGGUCCAUACCCUGGUUGGAGAAGUUGCCCACCAUAAACAGGCAGUCUGCUAAAGGACAAGAUGUUCCUUGUGAUGAUACCACUGCCUGUCCUGUUAAUGCAACCUGCUGCAAGACAACUACAGGUGGCUGGGCUUGUUGCCUCAUGCCAGAGGCCGUGUGCUGUGAUGACCACGUCCAUUGCUGUCCUCACGGUACCAAGUGCAACCUAGCUAGCAGCACCUGUGAUAACGCUACGAGCUCCAUACCCUGGUUGGAGAAGUUGCCCACCAUAAACAGGCAGUCUGCUAAAGGACAAGAUGUUCCUUGUGAUGAUACCACUGCCUGUCCUGAUAAUGCAACCUGCUGCAAGACAACUACAGGUGGCUGGGCUUGUUGCCUCAUGCCAGAGGCCGUGUGCUGUGAUGACCACGUCCAUUGCUGUCCUCACGGUACCAAGUGCAACCUAGCUAGCAGCACCUGUGAUAACGCUACGAGCUCCAUACCCUGGUUGGAGAAGUUGCCCACCAUAAACAGGCAGUCUGCUAAAGGACAAGAUGUUCCUUGUGAUGAUACCACUGCCUGUCCUGAUAAUGCAACCUGCUGCAAGACAACUACAGGUGGCUGGGCUUGUUGCCCCAUGCCAGAGGCAAUAUGCUGUGACGAUCAAAAGCACUGCUGUCCCAAGGGCUACGUUUGCGACAUGCUUGUGCAGACUUGCAGAUCAUCAGGCAGCCCCAGCUCCCCUUGGGUGCAGAGAAAACCUGCCAUGAAGGAGAUGCCCACAGAUGUCGUCUCCAGCUCUUCUGAGUCUUCCCGCCAAAAAUGUGACCCUUUCAGCAGCUGCUCCAAGGAUACAACUUGCUGUUAUAUGAAUAAAAUCAGCAAGUGGGGCUGCUGCCCUUUGCCAGAGGCUGUGUGCUGCGGGGAUGGGGAGCAUUGCUGUCCUUCGGGAUACAAGUGCAACGUGAAACGGACCACCUGCUCCCGCGAUACCCUGGUCAUUCCCUGGUACAGCAAAAUGGAAGCCGAGGCCAAUCAAGUGCCUCGCACAUCUGUCAAGUGCAGCAUGAAGGACGGCUGUGGCUCGGGCACCCCCUGCUAUCAGCUUCCGUCGGGGCAGCUUCGCUACUGCCCACUGGCCAAGGCUGUAUGCUGUAGUGAUAUGCAGCACUGCUGUCCAAGCGGCUACACCUGUGAUCUUGUCGGUAGAUCCUGCACCAGGGCAGACCACAGAUGGGACGGCUGGGAUGAAUUCAUCACAAAGCGAAAACCUCUCAUCCAUUUGUGAUGCUGUGUUGAGAUUUUCUGCUCGCACUGAUCAGUCUGUCACACACUGAUUAAUCUGCUACACAUGACUUAAUUACUUGAAACAGAAUUCUUAUUGUUUGAUUGGGGCAUGUAAAUUUUCAAAGGGUUUGAUUUUUGUUUUUUUAUAUGAUUUCAUAGUGUAUUAUUAACAGCUACUUAUUCAGCAACUGAUUGGAUGAUCACAAAAACCUGCUUUGUUUCUACAGUUGGCGAAUAUGAAUAUAUAAAGAUAUAGUUGAUUUUAAGGGUAUUCUUACUUUCCUCCAGGUUCAUUCCAUGUGGCAGACAAUCAAAAUUUACAGCACAGUAAUAACCUCAUGAGUAAAUGAUCUGAAUCCAUUAUCUUUUGCUGAUGCCAGAUGAAUGUGGUAACAGUGCUCACAUGCAACUCAAGCUGCAUGCAAGUUUUUAAAAACUUGUGUAAAGAGUUUUCACUUUGCAAUAAAAAAACAGAAUGUGCCUUUAUAUUUAACAGAAAAGUAAAACAAGAAUCAAAUAUAAAAUAACAGACGUAAAACUACUGACAAAACUCCGUGAUUUGGGGCUGUGUCAUGUUUGGUGAUAUCACUUUGUUAAUUCUGGCCAUGUACAUUUUUAAGGUAAAAUGAUUGUAAUUACUGCCUUUAUUACCACUGUUGUUUCAUAUCAAAAUAAAAUUCAGGGACAGUGUACACA